AUGUACGAGGACUCUUGGUACAGUUUUGUGCCCGAUAUCUCGCACAAGAAGAGCGCGUCCAUCAGCCAAACCGCCGGCCACAGGCGAAGGGAGUCUCUCCUGCAGCAACCGAAUGGCGCAACCCCAAAUGAAGCGGUACUGCCCUUAGGAUCCCUCGACGAGGAGCCCGACACCUCCAACGACCCGCCGGAGCCCACCUUGUCCCGCAGAGCCAAGUCAUACUCCGACUUCUACCAUGUCGUGCGGGCCCAGCUGUCCAAGGACGCCAAGAAGAAGAGGCGGAGGAAGCGGAACGACAGAAGCAUUGAGGCAUUGGGAGUCGAAAAGCCAGAAGACGACAUGCCGGGGCCGAGCGAACCCUCAGGUGAACCUCUCGAGGCCCAAUUGCUCGAGGCAAGCCAGCAGGAAUACCUCUUGUACCAGGAUCAACUGGACAUGACCGAGCGGCACCUUGAUAUUCUGGUCAACGAAACCAACGGCGCUCUGAAGCUACUGGAGACCCUGGCCAGCUCUUUCCGUGCUGUCGAAACCCAGACGUCGUCCUUCCAGGCCCAAUGCGAUGACCUGCUAUCCGAGGAAAAGCGGCUGCAGAAGCUGGCGGACGAGGUCGGCACAGAUCUGCAUUACUAUGCCUACCUGGACGGCGUCACGCGGCGCCUCAAUGCUCCAGGAGCGAGUCGUCUGGUCGAUCAUGAGAACUUUGCGGAGAUCUUGACCAACACGGAUGCUUGUAACAAGUUCAUGGCCCAACAUUCUACCUACCGGGAUGCCGAAUCUUAUCUGGCUCGAUACCAAUCGUCCCUUACCAAGGCUCUCCAUCUCGUCGAAGCUGGUUUCACAAAUCACCUCGAGCGCAUUUCUUCCGAGAUAUCGAAGCAGAUUGCCUCUACCCAGUCUGAAGCUGCUCGCCAUGCCCUGGCCUACGGCCGCUUCGAGGAACUUGUCCUCGAGGCCGAUGGAUUGAUCGCAAACAUCCAGAGAGUCAUUUCCUGCUGCUACGACCCGCUGGGACAUCCCAUCCCCGGCCAGAAUUUUGAUUACUACUCCAACACCGUUGUCAACAUCUUUGCCUCGUACACCAACAUUAGAGAUCGCGAUCUCAAACCUGUCACCCAGCGAGACCUUGACACAUUCGCCAAGGAGACCAAGGAUGCCAGUGCCGAGACGGCAUCGCGUAAUUACGUCAAGCAAUGCUACGAGCGUUCCUACGACGAGGCAGCCCUGUUCACAAAGAUCUUCGCCAUAGAGCCCCAGUAUAGCGCCGACGCCAAUUCGGCAUUCGUUGCUCUCAAGACUCACCAAAAGUCCUUGGUAAACGCUGCCAACGUGGCUCCCAUUGCCACCACUCUUCAAUCUGCCUUACAGUCGGUCGAACUCCAGACCAUCUGCAAUCUUCUUGGCUGGGUUACCAACGAAUAUCUCCUAUUGGACUACGACGACGAGGUAUCGGGAUAUGCUCAGCAUUGCCAGGGUCUUACGGUAAGAUUGCUCAUGGAACACCUUUGGCCCUUUGCCGAUACGGCUUUCGAGAACGAAAUCACCAAGUCCAUAUCACGCCACGCCAUCGCCCCCGAAACAUUGAGAAUUGGCCCUGUGGUCAAUGGCGUCGCUUCUUCCAACGCGCAUCCCAUCGCAAAGAAAGCUCUUGAGCUGCUCGGCAUGUAUGAUCAGGCCAUGCCAAAGGAACGAAGUCAGCAAUCCAGUCCUGUGAUCUUUCGCAUAGUGCAUGAAACGAUCUUGGCCUUACAGCGCGCCGAAACCCGCAUGAAGUCUACGAGAUCGGCGAACCCAGAUCCCGAUCCUGAUCUUUUCAUGAUCAAGAAUUUGCUAAUAGUCAAAAACGAACUUGUUUCCUUGGAGAUUGGCGACGUUCGGUCCCAAGCCGCUGCCAUGCAGCAUUUCGGUCAGAUCUGGGACACUCUCAGCCCCCAAAACUGGAUGGGGCUCUUCCGCGGCAUACUGGGUGGUUCGCUGUCCCUUGGCCUCUGGUCCUCAUCACCUGCCGCGGCGAAUGCCCCGGCCACCAACGGCAAGCCGGCCGCCGGGAGCAACGACCAGAUCCAGGACGCCAGCGAGAAGCUGGACGAGCUGCUGCGCCAGAGCAUCUACGCCUUCACGCAGCGCUGGGGCGGUCUGAUCAACGCCGCCAGGAGCGGCAAGAAGGGCGCCAGGACCCUGGCGGCCGUCGAGAAGGAACUCGACGACAGGCUGGUGGCGGCCUUUGGCGGCCAGCCCGAGGUCAUGGGCAAGCUCAAGGAGGCCAUCCAGAUCAACGCGCAGGCGCAGAAGGAGGUCGGCGGCGGGGCGAAGGGCGGGCGGUAG
This is a messenger RNA of Neoarthrinium moseri, 2322 nucleotides long. RefSeq lists its product as uncharacterized. Gene Ontology annotation, biological process: Golgi organization; intra-Golgi vesicle-mediated transport; cytoplasm to vacuole targeting by the Cvt pathway. The coding region runs from base 1 to 2322 and encodes 773 amino acids. Gene Ontology annotation, cellular component: membrane; COG complex; cis-Golgi network. The record is from RefSeq and is a predicted model, not a curated record. Lineage: Eukaryota; Fungi; Ascomycota; Sordariomycetes; Amphisphaeriales; Apiosporaceae. The transcript is spliced from 4 exons.